UAUGAUCAGUUUGUAAAAGUAUUCGGCGCGGAUACCUCGUUACCGCUCGUUAUUGUACCUUGAUCUCGUUGUGUUAUAUUGUUAUCGAAAACAAACUAGGUAACACAAAGGACGAUUGUUGCAAGAGUGUCUCAUAAAAGUGUUUUAAAAACUUGUAAACCCAAGUUGGAUGGAUUUCAUCAUGGUAGUUUAAGAAAUCAAUAUGGGCUAAGCUGUGAAAGUAAAGUGCAUGAAAAUUAGCGAAAAGGAAGCAAGAAAGCAAGCAUCAUGUAUUCUAUGAAUUACAUCGGGACUUUUUUCAAGAAAUUCUAUAAUGAGAUAAACAGCGCUACGUUGACGGGAGCGAUAGAUGUGAUCGUGGUGGAGCAGCCUGACGGGAGUUUUACUUGUUCACCAUUUCACGUUCGAUUUGGAAAACUUGGUGUUCUACGCUCCAGAUUCAAAGUGGUGGAUCUUGAGCUCAAUGGAGAGCCUCUGCCAAUUCACAUGAAGCUUGGUGAGUCAGGCGAGGCGUUUUUCGUAGUGGAGGUCGGAGAAGAUGAAGCUGAAUGUUCGGCUCACUUAGCCACUUCGCCAAUACCGGCAAAUCGAUUUGAGGACCUUUACGAGCCUAGAAGAAGAAACUCCCUCUCUGCAGUGGAACCAGAUCAUGGCCAAGCAUCUGACUACACAAAGCGGAGGUACACGGCCGAUGGAAAGACAAUGCAGAAACCUGACCUAAGUAAAUAUUCAAAGAAAAAUACCAAAGAAGACAAAAAUGAUGAGAAUGAAGCUUUGUUUGAGAUGGAUGGACUCAACGAAGGUACAGACUGGCCGGAUCUAGUUGCGAAAACGUUCUCGGCGACGAAACUCAGCCCUGACACUGAGGCAUGCCAAACAGUACAAAAAAUAAGUGAGCACAACGACUUUAGGCCCAUAGGGGCAGUUGAAGACCCAAAGCAGAAUGGCAAUGGAAAAAAGAAAAAAAAAACAAGAAAAUUCAGCUCCAAGAAGAAGCACCAUCGAAAGUCCUCAACUAGUUCUAUUUCCAGUCAAUCUGAUUUCACGAUUGAAACUCGUGCGACCACCAUUCCUAAUACCACAGAGAUUCACUUCUUUAGUGACACCGAGGCAGCUGCCCUCGAUGAAGAAAUGUCAAACUUGAAGCUGAAUGGUGAUAACCGCAUACCAUUGGCCUUGUCUGAUACAGCGUUCGAGGUGCACGCUGCCUCCAGACAUACGAAAGGUUCUCGUCACGGUACACCGGUACAGUCCGAUACGGAAGUUGAAUUAGCGCGAACAACUUCUGGCAAUAAAUCAUCCCAGUCCUGGCGCUGGGGGGAGUUACCUGAGCCCCCGAUCCGUACGACAAUGACAGAAUCCAUUGACACGGCUUCACCGGCAUCUCCUGCUGAGCCAGCUUCCCCUACGGAGCCCUUAAGUUCGGAUGAGGAAAGGCAUGAGCGGCGUGGGGUCUUAAGCGGGAUGUUUAGGUUUAUCUCUUCUCGGGAAGCGGAGCCGGGUGUUGAAGGAGUAUACUUAGACGAUAUAGAUAAGGGUCAAGUGGACCCGAACAUGUACUUUCCCAAACACCACACAGAGCGUUAUCGCACAGGAACUAGUGGUUCCGUUCAACAAGGCCCUACUGAGGAAGAAUACGAGUCGGGCAAUGGUCCAUCUCUACCGCAGUCACCUGCUUCUCCGGCUUCGCCCGCUUCGCUUGAACCACCGGGAUUGGACUCUGAUGAUGACGAUAAGAUUCUUGCCAAAGGUGAAGUCCAACUAUACGCAAGAGAAGGUGCCGUCUCACACGUGCUUCCGUACGAAGAGUUCUGUUCGAUGGGCGGCCGGCUUGCGGCUGAAGGAAGGUUGGAAGUACGUAUUGGGACGCGCACACUCCCAUGGCGUACUGCUGGACCGCUAAUACUAUCGCUGUUGGCGUAUAGACGGCCCCUGCCUACUCGAGUGCUAGAAGAAUUAGACAAAGGGGAUAAGGAGCCAUCUGAGUCUCAACCGACAGACGCAGCGAAGCCUCGUACAUAUUCGUGGUGGUAUUGGAGAAGAUCUAAUACGGAUUCUAAGAGGCCAGACGUUCCGCCUAAACAAGGAGAGCUAAAGGAGCCAGUACCUCAAUCAGAAGUGAAGGAUCUAACGGGACUGGAUCAAGUAGACAAUAACACACCAAAUAUAGAAAAUAAAGAAGACACUCCAAUCAUCCAAGAUCUGCAGCCAGAAGACUUGGAAGAGAGUAUACCGGAGUUUGAUGAUAAACAGAUUUUCAAUCAAAGUGAUCGUCACGAGCAAAGUUCUUCAGAUUCUGAUCAAGACACGCAGCAGGGCUCGCGAAGACAUUCCACCUUCCGUAAGACGUUGCGACUCUCCUCUGAUCAAAUCAAAAAAUUGAACCUGCGUGAAGGCAUCAAUGAGAUGGUGUUCAGUGUGACGACGGCAAUUCAAGGCACAUCUCGCUGCAAGUGCAAUGUGUUCAGAUGGCGGUACGACCACAAAAUCGUUAUAUCUGAUAUCGACGGAACCAUCACCAAGUCGGACGUGCUAGGUCACAUUUUCCCUCUAGUAGGAAAAGAUUGGGCGCAGUCGGGCGUUGCGCAACUUUUCACCAAGAUAAAAAAUAAUGGAUACCAGCUGCUUUACCUCUCUGCGAGGGCUAUUGGACAGGCCGGUGUGACCCGCGAAUACCUCCGCUCAAUCAAGCAAGGUGAAACAUGUUUACCUGAUGGACCACUGUUAUUAAACCCCACUUCUUUACUACGCGCCUUCCAUCGUGAGGUCAUUGAGAAAAAGCCAGAGGAGUUCAAAAUUCAAUGCCUGGCUGACAUCAAAGCUCUCUUCCCAAAUGGGUCUACCCCGUUCUAUGCGGGAUAUGGAAAUCGGGUUAAUGACGUAUGGGCAUACCAAGCAGUGGGAAUUCCUAUAGUUCGGAUUUUCACCAUCAACUAUAAGGGGGAACUGAAACAUGAACUCACUCAAACAUUCCAAUCCACGUAUUCCCAUAUGACCGUACUAGUGGAUCAAGUGUUUCCUCCAGUACUGUGCGAGCCGAGUGACGAGUUUUCUCAAGCUGUUUACUGGCGUGAACCGCUUCCCGAAGUAGAGGUCAUUCAACUACCCGUUCCAACCAUCACUAUACCCGCAAAACAAGCUAAAUAAAGCGAUAAUACUAUUACUAGAUGCUUACCAACAUUGUGGUAUAGCACUUCAGAGUAGUUUUUCCAACAAAUAUGUCGAGCUCUAAAAGGAAUUCGGGCUAUUUGACACACUAGAGCUAGCAGUUUCAAGUAUAAGCGUAGAUCGGUUUACAAUCUUUUAAAUGUAUAAUGUGGCAUGGAGCAGCUUUCGCUUUGAUAAACAAUUGCGAGGCAUUGGUUCUGGCAACGAGAGUACUACUUAUAAAAUUGGCUCAAAUUUUGCUACGAUUUUUCUAGAUGGUUGAUGUUGUAAUAGCAUAUAUUAGGGUAUCCAUAGUAGGUGACUUAAUCAUACAAUUGAGCAAUAACUAAAUGAUUCAAGAAACAAUGCUACAUUAUCUAGACUUGUAGACUUGUCAACUGUAGGUAUAUAUUGUGAGUAGAUUUUGGAAGAAAUUAUUCUGGAAAAAUAAUAUAUAAGAUACAUUUUUUGAAGGAGCCCAAGUCGUAUUGGUUCAGAUAUUUUACUAGUGCUUGAUGUAAUAUUUAGUCACAGAAUAUUUUAACAACUGAAAUGUUGCUUUGUCUUUAAUAGGUUUUGUAAAACUCUACAAAUCGGUAAAAUUAAUAACUGCUUUUUUUAAAAGAAUUCACAAACCUCAAAGAGGUUACUAAUUUGACAUUUUUUUCUAUUAUACACAAUCAAGCAUAGAAAACAUUAGUGUCUUGUAUCAUUCUAUACCAAUUAUUCUCUGUAGCAUUAAGAUUACAAAAUUUAGCAGAAUGCUUUACUUUUUUAAAUAUUUAUGUAAGACAUGCAACUGAUCUCAACUAAUAUUUUAUAAUUACAAUAGGACUCUGCAAAAAUAGAAUAUGUUUCACCUUUAUUGUUACUUGUCUACAAAAUGGAAUCUUGCAUGGAAAUUUAAAUUUUGAUUCAAAGUAUUUCUAUUAAGUUGUUGGAAUUGUGUUGUUGUUGCUGAAUUUGAUAAAGAUUUGUUUACAUGAAUUUUCAAAAUAAAGUUUUAAAGAAAAAUCUUUGUUUUGCGUUUUAAGUCAAUAGAAGGUUCAGAAUGACCUGAAACGAAUAUUUUUUGCCUUAUGUAUAAAAGACUGUUAUGUAAUAGUCUAUUUUAUUUGCUGAGUGCAUAAACUGUGAUGCGUCAGGUGAUGAAGAUGCUUUACUUUGUACUGUGAUUACCUAUUUAUUGUAUAAGUUAUGUUUAAUGUGAAAUAAAGCACUCCUGAUUUUGUCCUCAGGCUUUGCUAUAUUCGUUAUUUUUCUAAUUUUAGUUUAAUUAUAAAGAAAGAUUUUUUUCAUUUUUAGAUAUCUUCAUAAGGAUUUUAGACAUUUUAUCAAAGAAUAGCUAUGAUUUCAUAUAAUAGAAUAUCGAAACUGAUUAUUUUUGUAUAGAUUUAUGAAUAGCUUAUUUUUUAUUGUUUCUGUGAUUAAAUUGAAUAAUGCAAUGAUUUCAACCAUUUAAAUCAUUUUGCUUUGUAUGAAAUACAUUUUGUUAAAAUGAGAAUUUUUGUUUUUAUACAACCUGUGGCAGGGGUAACUCAAUUUCAAACCAAAGCAUGAACAAUUUUCACUUUGGAGAAAACAUACAAGCCAAGAAAUAGUUAUCUUUUUUAAACUAUUGUAACCCGUAGAACAUAUGAAUCUUGUCAUGAAUUCUGAUAUCUGAGUUAUCCUGUAUCUGUUGGCUCUGAAUACAAUAACAUUCAACAUAAAAAAAUUAAUACUUG
This is a messenger RNA of Pieris brassicae (large cabbage white), 4874 nucleotides long. It is a transcript of the gene Lpin, whose product is annotated as phosphatidate phosphatase LPIN2. Lineage: Eukaryota; Metazoa; Arthropoda; Insecta; Lepidoptera; Pieridae. The record is from RefSeq and is a predicted model, not a curated record. Gene Ontology annotation, biological process: fatty acid catabolic process; positive regulation of transcription by RNA polymerase II; triglyceride biosynthetic process. Gene Ontology annotation, molecular function: phosphatidate phosphatase activity; transcription coactivator activity. The transcript is spliced from 16 exons. Bases 268 to 3147 code for a protein of 959 amino acids. Gene Ontology annotation, cellular component: nucleus.